AUGCCCACCUCGGCAUCCAUGGCUCCCACAGCCUCCAAAUACACCGAGAUCGCCCGCAUCACAAACGCAAGUGGUUUCCACAACCUACCGGAGGAGCACCAACUAUCUCUUGCCGCAGGGAACUGGGUCACUUUUUCGGCACAGUUUCUAAAUGAAUUAGGCUGCAUUUUCUUGCGAGACUAUUUGGAUGAGGUUGACGCUCCGCCGUGUCCAUCCGUCGAUGAGGCGCUGGCCGAUGUCUCUUUAGCGACCAUCCGUUGGGUGUUUUGGCACAAUGAUGGACUUGUCAAGUCCCUGCUGUGGAUGAAUAGAGCCCUUCGUCUCCACCAUCAGGCUGUGGGCGAUAAACUGAAGGCCAAAAUCUGGAUCGGGCUUUUUGGGACCACUUUUUCUCCAGGUCCCGAUCAGACUGCAUCCGGCACGAUCGCCUCCAUCCGGGCAGAUGCCUGUCGACUUUUUGAAGCAGGCCUCCCCACCACUGUCAAAGACAUCGUCAACAUUGUGUGUAUCAAUGCGCUCAGCGCAAAUUUUCCCAACAUUCUCGCCAAUGUGACGCACAACUUAGCCAGCCGUAAGGUCCCAACGUCAGAGAUUGAGCAUUCCAUACUCGACCGGCAGAAACCUGGCACCCUCGUCAAUGCUGUCCGCGCUCAGUCCACCCCAUCGCAUGCCAAAGCCACGGUCUCUGGGAACGGGAAGAAGUACGCAAGGCGGCAUAAUCACACGUUUUUGAACUACUGGUGCAAGGUGUGUGAGGCUACACCGUGCGCAAAGAAAGACCAACCCAGUGCUGUCCCAGUUGCCCGCCACAGUGAACCUAUAAAGUCUGCAAAUUCGUCGCAGGGUGCCUCACCUGCCGUCCAGGCCCAUGCCGCUGUCAUGCAGGGUCAGGAUGGCAAGUUUUACACUUUCACCAAGGUUCCCUCGAUACCAAACUUGGGUACUUCCAUGCCUACGCCAUCUUUUGCGGCCACCGCCGCUAUCUCUGACUGGCCUACGUCGGUCGCUUUUGCAACUACGCCCAACGUCCCGUUUCUACUCGACAUUGACGCCGGGUCGUGGAGCGACGUCGACUUUGGCUCCUGCAAAUUCACAGCCAACGUUGUCCACACGACGUCUGUCCACUGGCUGCAGGCUACUGCCGUCGACACGAACCCCAUUCCGCCUGCCCGCAAGAUGUCUGCCAAUGAUCACCGGCUCGCAAACAUCGGUGCCAACCUCGCUGCAUCGCACAAAUUCAUUCUUGACACUGGCGCUAACAUAUCGUUGACGAAAUACCGUCACCUCUUCGAGUCGCUUCACCCUCUCCAUGUUGCGAUCGGCAGUUUUAAAGGAUCUAAGGUCUUCUCUUCUGGGGUGGGUACUAUGCACAUUGCGCUUCCUGGAGGCUGA
Messenger RNA from Punctularia strigosozonata HHB-11173 SS5, 1392 nucleotides. RefSeq lists its product as uncharacterized. Lineage: Eukaryota; Fungi; Basidiomycota; Agaricomycetes; Corticiales; Punctulariaceae. The record is from RefSeq and is a predicted model, not a curated record. The coding region runs from base 1 to 1392 and encodes 463 amino acids. The transcript is spliced from 2 exons.